Molecule: messenger RNA, 6682 nt
Organism: Platichthys flesus (European flounder)
Lineage: Eukaryota; Metazoa; Chordata; Actinopteri; Pleuronectiformes; Pleuronectidae
Gene: adgrl2a
Product: adhesion G protein-coupled receptor L2a
Exons: 23
Coding region: 781-5274 (1497 amino acids)
Biological process (GO): adenylate cyclase-activating G protein-coupled receptor signaling pathway; cell surface receptor signaling pathway; brain development
Cellular component (GO): membrane; neuron projection
Molecular function (GO): carbohydrate binding; G protein-coupled receptor activity
Source: RefSeq, a predicted model, not a curated record
GCCCGAUCCUCCACCAAGUGGCUGAGCACCGUGAGCGGGGUCUUCUCCACAGGCGAGCCGCCGCUGAGCUCCAAACUUCAGCCAGUCUCCGCCAGACACAGGAGCCCGGAGGAGAGCAGCGUUCUGAGGCUAGAAAAGUAGCGAAGGGGGUUUCUGUCUUCUCACCCCGGCACCAGACACUGAGAAAAGCCACUCUUUUACCCUCUUUCACUCACUCUUGUUGCUUUUAAUUUUUUUUAUUUUAUUUAUCCUCCUCCUGCGUCUUCUCCUUCCCCGUGUCGGUCGCUCCUUCCCCGGGAGUGAGAGCGCACGCAGGCGGGAGAACCAGGGCACACGAGCCGCUUCUCAGGGCGCAUGAGGUGUCGGGACUGAGCGCCGAGCAGAGCAGCACCUGGCCGGCCAUGGAGGCGUGUGUCCCGGGCAGGGGAAUGUGAGGCUCCGGGGCUGAGUUUGGUUCUGUUUCUGGAAGGGGGGGGGACCUGCACUGCCUGAUCGCCCGAGCCUGUGUCCCAGAUCGAGGGGAGCAUGCCUCAGACCUGCAGACUCUCCGCUGCAGAGGAGUUCCCAUCAGACUGUCUCUCCACUAUCUGACAUUUAAUUUUUUCCCCCCACAUUUCCUCUACAUGCACUUUUUUUUUGUAUCCUUGUUUGGCUUCAGUGAAUUAAAGGUGAGAGAGGAUCAACGAUGAGCAUCUCUGAGAGCGGUCGGCUUGGACUUUUUUAAUCAGAGCCUUUUGAGUCCCGACGCCAACCUGCCACAGACCAUCACCGCCCGGCGCCAUGGCGUGCUCUUUGUGGAAACUACACACCUUCUGCUGGUUCCUCAUCACACUAGCCCAAGUGCACUCCACAGAGGGGUUCAGUCGAGCCGCCCUGCCGUUCGGCUUAGUGCGCAGAGAGCUGUCUUGUGAGGGUUACCCCAUCGAUCUGCGGUGUCCGGGAAGUGACGUCAUAAUGAUCGAGAGUGCCAACUACGGCCGGACGGACGACAAGAUCUGCGACGCCGACCCGUUCCAGAUGGAGAACGUCAACUGCUAUCUUCCAGAUGCCUACAAGAUUAUGUCGCAAAGAUGCAACAAUCGGACCCAGUGCAUCGUGAUCACUGGCUCAGAUGUCUUCCCUGACCCCUGCCCAGGGACCUACAAAUACCUGGAGGUCCAGUAUGAGUGUGUGCCCUAUAUUUUUAUUUGUCCCGGGACUCUGAAAGCUGUCGGCGAGCCGUCCUUUCUAUUUGAAGCGGAGCAACAAGCCGGCGCCUGGUGCAAAGACCCGCUGCAAGCCGGCGACAAAAUCUACUUUAUGCCUUGGACUCCCUAUAGGACAGACACUCUCAUUGAGUAUUCCUCCCUGGAUGACUUCAAAAACGCCCGGCAAACCAUCACCUACAAGCUGCCCCACCGGGUGGAUGGCACCGGAUUUGUGGUCUACGACGGCGCCGUGUUUUUCAACAAGGAGCGGACGCGCAACAUCGUGAAGUUUGACCUGCGAACUCGUAUCAAAAGCGGCGAGGCCAUCAUCAACAAUGCAAACUACCACGACACGUCGCCUUACAAGUGGGGUGGCAAAACAGACAUUGAUCUGGCGGUCGACGAGAACGGGCUGUGGGUGAUCUACGCCACGGAGCAGAACAACGGCAUGAUGGUGAUCAGCCAGCUGAACCCUUACACGUUACGGUUCGAGGCAACCUGGGACACGACCUAUGAUAAACGCUCGGCCUCCAAUGCCUUCAUGGUUUGUGGAGUACUGUACGUGGUCCGCUCCACCUAUGAAGACAAUGAGAGCGAGGUCAGCAAGAGCCUGAUCGAUUACGUUUACAACACCAAACAGAACCGUGGGGAAUACGUCGAUAUCCACUUUCCCAACCAGUACCAGUACAUUGCAGCGGUGGAUUAUAAUCCGCGAGAUAACCAGCUCUAUGUGUGGAAUAAUUUUUACAUCCUGAGGUACAACCUGGAGUUCGGCUCACCUGAUCCAGCACAUGAUUCACCACAGUCAGAAGCCACCGCGGCCCCGCAGCCUCAGAGAACCACAACCACCACCACCACCACCACGGUGCACCGGGGCGUGGCCAACACCACCACCACAACAGGGCUGAAGGAGGGCAGCAGGGGAGCGCCCAAGCCCCCUCCCGUGAUCCCGCAGACGACUGCCCCUCCGCCUCUGGAGUCCUACCCUCUACCUGAGCGCUUCUGCGAAGCCGCCGAGAAGAGAGACAUAAUGUGGCCUCAGACCCAAAGGGGCAUGGUGGUGGAGCGACCUUGCCCCAAGGGAACAAGAGGCACGGCGUCUUAUUCAUGUGUCCUUUCCACCGGGGCCUGGCACCCUAGGGGCCCUGAUCUCAGCAACUGUACCUCCCACUGGGUCAACCAAGUCGCCCAGAAGAUUCGCAGCGGUGAAAAUGCGGCAAACUUGGCCAACGAGCUGGCCAAGCACACCAAGGGCCCCAUCUAUGCCGGGGACGUCAGCUCGUCCGUGCGCCUCAUGGAGCAGCUGGUGGACAUCCUGGACGCCCAGCUGCAGGAGCUCAGGCCCAGCGAGAAGGACUCUGCAGGGCGGAGCUUCAACAAGCUUCAAAAACGAGAAAGGACAUGCAGGGCAUACAUGAAGGCUAUUGUGGACACAGUCGAUAACCUCCUGCGACCGGAAGCCUUGAAGUCCUGGCAAGACAUGAACAGCACGGAGCAGACGCACGCGGCCACCAUGUUGCUGGACACUCUGGAGGAGGGGGCCUUCGUCCUCGCCGACAACCUCAUGGAGCCCGCCUUCGUCAAAGUUCCUGCAGACAACAUAAUCCUGGACGUGUACGUGCUCACCACAGACGGCCAAGUUCAGGAUUUCAAAUUCCCACAAUCCAGCAAGGGGGGCGUCUCAAUCCAGCUCUCGGCCAACACGGUCAAGCUCAACAGCCGGAAUGGAGUUGCCAAGCUGGUGUUUGUCCUCUACAAGAACCUGGGCCAGUUCCUCAGCACAGAGAACUCCACCAUUAAGAUGGCCGACUCCUAUGGCCGCAACGUGUCAGUGGCCGUCAACUCCGACAUCCUCGCCGCCUCGAUCAACAAGGAGUCAAGCCGCGUGUUCAUUAAUGACCCCGUGAUUUAUACCCUGGAGCACAUCGAUAUGGAGCACUACUUCAACUCCAAUUGCUCCUUCUGGAAUUACUCUGAGAGGAGCAUGAUGGGAUACUGGUCCACCCAAGGCUGCAAACUCCUGGAUUCCAAUAAAACACACACCACCUGCUCCUGCACUCAUCUCACCAACUUUGCCAUUCUCAUGGCGCACCGUGAAGUCUCAGUUAACGACCGGGUCCACGAGCUGCUUCUCACCGUCAUCACCCGCGUGGGGAUCGUGGUGUCCCUUGUCUGCCUCACCAUGAGCAUCUUCACCUUCUGCUUCUUCCGGGGCCUGCAGAGCGACCGCAACACCAUCCACAAGAACUUGUGCAUUAAUCUCUUCAUCGCCGAGUUAAUAUUCCUAAUUGGUAUCGAUAUGACGGAACCCAGGAUCGGCUGCGCCAUCAUCGCGGGGAUCCUUCACUUCUUCUUCCUGGCCUCCUUCUCCUGGAUGUGUCUCGAGGGGGUCCAGCUGUACCUCAUGCUCGUGGAGGUCUUCGAGAGCGAGUACUCUCGGAAGAAGUACUACUACGUGUCUGGUUACCUCUUCCCCGCCAUCGUGGUCGGGGUCUCGGCGGCCAUCGACUACCAGAGCUACGGGACAGAGAAAGCGUGCUGGCUAAGUGUGGAUAAUCAUUUCAUAUGGAGUUUUAUUGGACCUGUCACCUUUAUCAUCAUGCUCAAUCUCAUCUUCCUGGUCAUCACAAUGUACAAAAUGGUGAAGCACUCCACCACCCUGAAACCGGACUCGAGCCGACUGGAGAAUAUAAAAUCCUGGGUCCUGGGUGCGUUCGCCCUCCUGUUCCUGCUGGGCCUGACGUGGUCCUUCGGCCUCUUCUUCAUCAACGAGGCCUCCAUCGUCAUGGCGUACCUCUUCACCAUAUUCAACGCUUUCCAAGGAAUGUUCAUCUUUAUCUUCCACUGCGUCUUGCAGAAGAAAGUCCGCAAAGAGUACAGCAAGUGCUUCCGCCACACGUACUGCUGCGGCGGGCUGCCGACCGAGAGCUCGCACGGUUCCGCCAAGACCUCCACCACACGGACCAGCGCCCGCUACUCCUCUGGCACCCAGAGUCGUAUCAGGAGAAUGUGGAAUGACACCGUAAGAAAGCAAACCGAGUCCUCGUUUAUCUCAGGUGACAUCAACAGCACCUCCACCCUUAACCAAGGAAUGACCGGGAAUUAUCUACUAACAAACCCUCUUCUGCGACCACAAGGCACUAACAACCCUUAUAACACCUUGCUGGCCGAGACAAUCGUGUGUAACAACCCCACGGCUCCAGUGUUUAACUCGCCAGUGACCUACAGAGAGACAAGGCACUCGCUGAACAGUGCGGUGAGGGAUACAAGUGCAAUGGAUACUCUACCGCUAAAUGGUAACUUUAAUAACAGCUACUCGCUGCGCAACGGGGACUUUGGCAACAGUGUGCAGGUAGUGGACUGCGGCCUCAGUCUGGACGAUGCUGCCUUCGAGAAAAUGAUCAUCUCCGAGCUAGUACACAACAACCUGCGUGCCUGUAACAAAAGCCACCAACAGCAGCAGCACCCAAGUUUACACCACCCGCCCCACCACCAGCAGCCGCCGCAGUACCACCACCACCACCAUCACCACGUGGAGCGGGCUCCGCCCAAGGUGACGGUGAUAGGGGGGGGCAGCAGCAGCGAAGACGACGCCAUCGUAGCCGACGCUCCGUCUUUGGUGCACACGCGCGACACCGUGGGCCUCAAGCUGCACCAUCAGCAGGAGCUGGAGGCGCCGCUCAUCCCCCAGCGGACUCACUCUCUUCUGUACGCACCCCAGAAGAAGGUGAGGACCGACGGGGGAGUUGACACCUUUGUCAGCGAGCUGAAACCCACCGACCCUGACGAUAGUCUGCAGUCCCCAAACAGAGACUCCUUGUACACUAGUAUGCCUAAUCUUAGGGACUCGCCGUGCCCAGAGAGCAGCCCCGACGUGGUGGAGGACCUGUCGCCGUCGAAGAGGAGCGAGAAUGAGGACAUUUACUACAAGAGCAUGCCUAACUUAGGGGCCGGACACCAGCUCCAGGCCUAUUACCAGAUAGGCCGAGGGAGCAGCGAUGGUUACAUUAUUCCCAUUACUAAAGAGGGCUGCAUCCCUGAAGGCGACGUGCGGGAAGGACAGAUGCAGUUAGUGACAAGCCUUUAAAUGUAUUCAGAUCAUCCCCGAACCUCUUCCCCUUCCUCCUGGAGGACACACCAGGGGAGGAAAGAGAAGUGAGGGGAAGGGCAGAGUUUGUUUUACGUUUGAGGAGAAGCCUAGAGUCCCCGUCACUCACGUCAGCCAUUUACAAACCUCCCCUCCCCCCAUCUGCAUCGCCAUCUCCUUUCCCCCAUCAACGUGCCACCCUCCCCCUCGUCCUCGCAGACCAACGGACUCGGCACACAGCGACGGCAGUGCAGAGUUCCAAUGAGACUGUAGAUAAAAUACAGAGUCAGAAUUCAAUUUUAAAGAGACAAGCCAACCAUGUAUUUAAAAGUGCUGCUGCUGUUGAGUAAUCGAGAAAAAUUUAAGGUACGAAAAAAAAAAGAGGAAAAGAACAAAAAAAAGAAAGGACGGAAUGAUUUCCAUCUACAUCAGAUCAAUUGACCCGGUCUCAAGGUUGUACAUACACUCCCAAACAUCCUCGUUAGAACCUGUUGAUUUUGUUUGUUUGUUUUUUAUUGUGAACAAAACAACAUCUGUGGACCAGGACCCGGACACUAUUUGUGAAGCGUUCCUUAUCGGACUGUUAGAAAAGGAAUCCAAGGUCCCGGAGUCGUUCACCAUGAAGUUUGGAUUGUAUAAUCACUAGCAAUCAAGCCCCUGGCCUUAUAUUUUCUCAACUGUACAUUGAACUGUUGUCAAGGAAAAUGGCUGAAAUAUAUAUUUUGUUGUAUUGCUAGUGUAAAAAUAAAAAUUCAUGGGAAAAAAACGUAAAUAUGAAGAAACCUUUUAAUUGCAAAAUUUUACGUUUGGAGAGACUAUUGUGUAGAAGUUGCACAUAUGUUAUACAGUGUGUUUAUGGUUCCCACACUUCAUUCAUGGUAGUUACGGUUGAACAUUAAAAGCUUUUGAAAAGAGCGGAGGAGUCGGCAAAUUUCAAAGAUGCAUCACCACAGUUUUUCCACUUGUGAACAGUGUUUUUUGCUUAAUGAGUUCCAUUGAUACCACCCAUCGCAAUAUGUUUAUUCAGCAUUACUUUAGUAGAAUGGGGGGGGAUGCAGACCCCCCCCUCCCAGUGAAAGUGAUUUAUGCAUUGCACAGUUUUUGUGUGUAAUUUUGAAUGAAAUAGAGCUUUCUAAACUGUCACGGCAGAGUGAUGGGCGGAGCGGCAGCGAGUUCCUAUCAUAAAUGUAGUUCUUCCGCCUGGUUAUGGACAUUUUAUUUAUUAAAAUCUUUCCAAAAGAUAAGUGGGAAAUGUGUGAAUAUUUUCCAGCACUGGUAUACAUGCUGUACUGUAGCUCAUGUUUUUUAUGUAAACAUGUUACCAGGGGGGCUCAUCACUUAAGACUGAUGUAAAGUUCAACACUUGUUUAACAAAUAAAAUAAAUGUGAGAUUUUUUGUCAAAUGCCA